AUGUUCAAUGCAGCUGUUUCUGGAGAAAGAUUCGUUGCUGUGGAUGUUACAUUCAGAAACACUGCAGGCCCUGAGAAGCACCAAGCAGUGGCAGUGAGGAACAAUGCAGACCUCUCCACAUUCUACCGUUGCAGUUUUGAAGGAUAUCAAGACACUCUCUAUGUCCACUCUCUCAGGCAAUUCUACAGGGAAUGUGACAUUUAUGGCACUGUGGAUUUCAUAUUUGGAAAUGCUGCUGUGGUGUUCCAGAGCUGCAACAUCUAUGCCAGAAAACCAUUGCCAAAGCAGAAGAAUGAUGUCACAGCACAAGGAAGAACUGACCCCAAUCAAAACACAGGAAUUUCACUCCAGAAUUGCAGGAUUGAGGCUGCACCUGACUUGGCUGCAGACUUGAACUCAAUUGAAAAUUACUUGGGCAGGCCAUGGAAACUGUACUCAAGGACAGUAUACUUGCAGUCAUAUAUUGGAGAACUAAUUCAAUCCGUUGGAUGGUUAGAAUGGAAUGGAACAAAUGGAUUAGACACCCUCUUUUAUGGUGAGUUCAAUAACUUUGGACCUGGUUCUGAUACAAGCAAGAGGGUACAAUGGAAUGGUUACAAUAUACUGAGCCCUACACAAGCUUGGAACUUUACUGUGUACAAUUUUACCUUGGGACAAACAUGGCUUCCAGAUACUGAUAUACCCUACUCUGAAGGGCUUUAGAUUAGGUAACUGAAUUCAAUUGUAUGGAGUAACAAUAAAUUCGAUUCACCAUUGGUUAAUUAGAAUGUCAUGUAACUGUAUCAUCAUUUUUAUGUCUUGAAAGAGCUUACAAAAGGAGUGAGGGUCAUCUGUUGAAUGUUUGGAUGAAAUUGAAAUUUUUUUAUCUUGAGAUGAAGUUACAAUUGUUUAUUAAUCAGAGGAGUUUGAAUUUUUGCUUUUUGUCAUAUUAGGUUGGUUAAUAAUGUGACAUGAAUACCAUUAACAUGGG
This is a messenger RNA of Vigna umbellata (rice bean), 970 nucleotides long. The record is from RefSeq and is a predicted model, not a curated record. Lineage: Eukaryota; Viridiplantae; Streptophyta; Magnoliopsida; Fabales; Fabaceae.